Ylistrum balloti is the source of this 1500-nucleotide messenger RNA. RefSeq names its product beta-1,3-galactosyl-O-glycosyl-glycoprotein beta-1,6-N-acetylglucosaminyltransferase-like. Lineage: Eukaryota; Metazoa; Mollusca; Bivalvia; Pectinida; Pectinidae. Gene Ontology annotation, cellular component: membrane. Bases 1 to 1500 code for a protein of 499 amino acids. The transcript is spliced from 3 exons. Gene Ontology annotation, molecular function: acetylglucosaminyltransferase activity. The record is from RefSeq and is a predicted model, not a curated record.
AUGAAUUGGGGCAAAUUUUGUAGUAACAGAACCUAUUUAACAUGUUUCGUUAUCAGUGCGUGUGCGGUUAUAUACAUCGUUCAGUACUAUGAUCUACAAACAAUGUUUGUAGGCAGUGAGAUAUUCGCACAUGGAAAUUCCUCCGAACAUAUUCAGUUCAUUGCCAAAUAUUUUAAUUAUGAAAAUGAAACACUAAACUUAAAAGGAUCAUUUGACGACGAUUCCUCCAAAUCCGACAUUUUACUACGUGUCGCUAAUCUUCCGUCCAAUUUCUUACGACAAUUGAAUAUUGAAAACAAUAACAAGUUGACGUUACAACCAACACCAAGCAAGGUGACUAGCCCUACAAAUGAUUUCCCGGACAAAUGGUUACUGCCGCCAAGAAAGACUGCCAUUGGAGUAGAUUGUCCGCUGCUUUUCUCAGGAGAUUCGUCGGAACAAAAACGUGCUAAAAUGUUAAUGGAGACCCGUCCAAAACCACCUCUUCCGCUUUCAUCCUAUUCUCGUAUGACCAAAAAUUGUGAACUUUUUAAACGAGAGAGACAUUAUGUAACCAGUUCACUAACACAGGAAGAGAAGAAUUUUCCAAUAGCCUACAGUUUAGUUGUUUUUAAAGAGCUGGAGCAGACAGAACGACUUCUUAGAGCUAUCUACCGUCCACAAAACUUCUAUUGUAUACACAUCGACUCCAAAUCUCCCGACGAUUUCCGAGACACAUUGACGGAAAUAGCCGACUGUUUCGAUAAUGUGUUUAUAUCUAAUACAUCUGUGGAUGUUCAAUGGGGAAUGUUUACCGUUGUUGAACCAGAAAUUAUCUGUAUGAGAGAGCUAUGGAAAUACAAAACAUGGAAAUAUUUCAUAAAUUUGACUGGCCAAGAGUAUCCUCUCCGUUCCAACGCUGAACUUGUGAAGAUUCUUAAAGUAUACAACGGGGCUAACGACUUAGAAGGUACGGUCAAACGAGCCAACUCGGGACGUUGGCAAAAAGCUGGGGAUCCCCCGGGUGGAAUUCGACCUGUGAAGGGUUCCGUGCAUAUCACUGCGAAUAGGGGUUUUGUGGAUUACAUUCUCCAUAACCAAACAGCAAUCGAUUUCCUUAACUGGACACGAAGAAUUGACUUUCCUGACGAAUGCUUUUUCUCUAGUCUCAAUCACAAUCCUCACUUGGGGAUUCCUGGUACUUACAAAGGUGAACCAGAGACCAGCACCGAUGUUAAACCCUUUCUUACACGGUUCAAAAACUGGGGCAAUGGACCGUUUAACUGGCCAUGUCACGGUAAAAGAGUGCGCAUGAUCUGUAUUUUUGGCGUCGCUGAUCUUCCGUUGUUGGCACAAAGACCUGAAUUUUUCGUAAAUAAACUUUACUGGGAUUAUGAGCCAUAUACUCUGGACUGUCUGGAGGAGUUAAUAUACAAUAGGACACGUGAUGGCUACUUCCGCACUACAAAAUUCGAUACAACGUUUUACGAAAAUCUCGACUUUGUGAAAAACAGGGUGUGA